AGACAACUUCCAGCAAACUCCCUCUAAACCUGACAGACUGACGUAACGCAAGACUCCAGUCUGACCGGCACAUCUGCGCGUGUUACUUGUACGCUCUGUGGAUGCCACGAGGGAACGCUUGUGGAUUCUACCUGUAGCAAACAAAAUUUCUUGUUUCAAUGCAUUUCUCUCAGGAAUACAGUAAUGUGGAGACUCCUGUCGUGGAUUCUUUUGACAGCCAGUUUGCACCAGGCCAGUUCCCACAACUCCACAGACUCUCCUCUUGUGACCACAGAUUUGGACCCUUAUAAUAGAAAUCGAUACUGCAAAUGGCCCUGUAAGUGUCCCAAGAGUGACCCUGUUUGCCCACAUGGGGUCAGCUUGUUGACCGAUGGAUGUGACUGCUGCAAGGCCUGUGCCAAGCAGGUGGGAGAGACCUGUAAUGAGAGAGAUACCUGUGACUAUCAUAAAGGGCUUUACUGUGACUACAGUGCUGACAAGCCGAGGUACGAAAAAGGAGUGUGUGCAUAUGUUAUGGGAACAGGCUGUGAGUAUAACGGUGUGAUUUACCGUAAUGGCCAAAGCUUUCAGCCCAAUUGUAAGUACCGUUGUCUGUGUGUGAAUGGGGCGAUUGGAUGUGUGUCGCUCUGCACCGAGUCCCUGCCGCCCCGGGUCUGGUGUCAGUCACCCAAGCGAGUCAAGAUCCCAGGCCAGUGUUGUGAGAAAUGGAUUUGCGAAGAGUCCCGUAAACCACGAAAGACCAACCCCAGACAUGCACCUGAGGAGGUGUCCCUCACCUCUAAUGAUAUUUGGCACAAAAACUGCAUUACCCAGACUACCCCAUGGAGUCCCUGCUCAAAGACCUGUGGGCGGGGCAUAUCACAGCGCAUCUCUAAUGACAAUGCUGGCUGUAUGAUGGAGAAAGAGUCUCGACUGUGUAACCUCCGACCCUGUGAGGUGGACAUCACCAAGCACUUUAGACCGGGUAAGAAAUGCCUGAACAUCUACCGUGAGCCAGAGGUUCAGAACUUCACCAUCUCGGGGUGUGUCAGUACGAAGGCGUAUUGGCCCAAGUACUGUGGAGUCUGUACCGAUGAGCGCUGCUGCAUCCCAUACAAGUCUAAGACCAUCGAGGUGGAGUUUGUGUGUCCAAAUGGGUCAGUUUUUUCCUGGAAGUACAUGUGGAUCAACGCCUGCUUCUGCAACCUCUCCUGCAGGAAUCCAAACGAUAUCUUUGCAGAUCUCGAGCAAUACUAUGAGGUCAAUGAGAUUGUUAACUAAGUAUUUCACUGAAUCCCAGAUACAAUCUCUUUUUAUGGCAUCCUCCUUAGGUUCAUAUUUGUAGUCUGUGCAUCACACUUGACAGUAACAGGGAUGCUGGAGAGCACAGAAAGUACUGUUGAUGAGAAAUUUGGAUUGAAUUCGGAUGAUUUAUGAAUAAACAUCAGCACAGUUACUCAUAGAGAUGGCUUGUGAAGUGAACAAUGAUACUUCAGACUGAAGUACUUUAUGGACUUUAUAUUUUUAUAAGGAUGGAUGGAUGAGGGACAAAAUAUGAAAUUAAGAAAAUGUUAAAUUUAAGAUGUUGACUUCCUGUUCCAAAUCGGAGAAGUCCAAAAAACUGUUUUAAUAUUUUGCAAAUAUGUUUAAAAAAUACAGCCUUUCAACGAAAAAAACUGAACUCUCCUUAAAGGAAUACACAUCAUCAGUUUUUGAAAAUAUAUAUUAGAUAAAAUGGUGUUAAAGGACGUGUUUGUAUCUUUGUUAUGUAACAUAUUCUGAAAUACAUAUAAAAGAAUUGACAGUGAUCUUGAUAUUUACACUUUCAUUUUGCCAAGUUGUUACUGUUCAUAUUUAAUUCUGGAAAUAUGCAGAAAUGUAUCUUUUUUAAUAAAAGACAUUUGCUUAUU
Molecule: messenger RNA, 1889 nt
Organism: Cyprinus carpio (common carp)
Lineage: Eukaryota; Metazoa; Chordata; Actinopteri; Cypriniformes; Cyprinidae
Product: CCN family member 4-like
Exons: 5
Coding region: 184-1260 (358 amino acids)
Biological process (GO): cell adhesion; signal transduction
Cellular component (GO): extracellular matrix; extracellular region
Molecular function (GO): heparin binding; integrin binding
Source: RefSeq, a predicted model, not a curated record